Messenger RNA from Malassezia pachydermatis, 2187 nucleotides. RefSeq lists its product as hypothetical. Lineage: Eukaryota; Fungi; Basidiomycota; Malasseziomycetes; Malasseziales; Malasseziaceae. The coding region runs from base 1 to 2187 and encodes 728 amino acids. The record is from RefSeq and is a predicted model, not a curated record. The transcript has a single exon. Gene Ontology annotation, cellular component: cytoplasm. Gene Ontology annotation, biological process: regulation of GTPase activity; signal transduction.
AUGGCGGAAUUCCCUGUAGCAUCGUCAGGGAGUGCCAUGACGGAUCCCAGUACCUUCGCCAUCGAUGCACGUGGCCUAGGUAUCCCUGGUCCUCCUGAAGACCCACCGCAGGACACAUUCAUGACGCCUGGCGAACUCGCUAAUGUUCUCCUCGAAGCAUUUAAGACGCUCCUGAGUGAAUGUGAGAGCUACGUACAGUACUUUGAGCAACGCUUCCGUUUGGAAGAAGAACAUUUACGCAGCGUCAAACUCAUGUUGGAGCGACAUCGCGAUUUGGAUAUGCGUGUGAACCGCAAGCUGGCUACUCUCCCUGGCCUACUACCGGAUCCUGGCCGCUUGUCCAACUUGCGCAAUACAUGGGGCGAUAUGCGCCUCUCAGAAAUGUGGGCCAUUGAUUUACGCUUGAAUUCGCUCAUGGAAUGGAAACGCUCUGUACUCCAGCCUGUGCUGCAGUUCCGUGACGCGCAAGAGCGAAUUCGACGACGUGUCAAGGACGACCUAAAGUCUUGCGUCGACGACUACAAUGAUAUGCUGCAUACGACACUUCCACGCAUCCGACGUGCGUACGAAAAGCGCUGCGAAGAGCACGAGUUCUACCAGCAUCAGCAACGUGCAAUAGAAGAACAGCGACAGCUUCUCCUGUCCAGCUCACUGGUAGCGCAGCCUGAAACGCGACCGAGUCGCGAGAGCGCAGAACUGCCUCGCCCGCCCAGCGAGCAAGGGUCCUUUACAUCCACUUUGAGUGGGCAGGACGGACCUUCGUCCGCACCCGCUACCUCACCAGCGCCAACAACGACGCCGCCACUGCCUGCGGCUACGUCAACGUCAGGUACAAAUCGUUCCUUCCUCGAAACAUUCCGCAAAAAAGAGGGCUGGGACCAGGCGCCCAAACGACUCAAUGCCUUGUUCUCACGCAUGCUGGAUGUAUCCGAUCGCAGCCCAGCCACAGAGUCACACCCACUCCCUGGUACAGCAGCGCCCACGGCGACCUUUGACCCGGCUGUGGCCUCUGCAGGGACAGCAGAGCACUUACCCCCAGGUCUGUCUAACAAGUCUAUGCAAACGCUAGCUGUAAAACAGGCCAAAGCCAAACGCGAAAUGGAGGAAGCGGACAAAGCGUAUCGCAAAGCCAUCUUUGAUUUGGAAACAUUGCGAUUGCGGCGCAAUCGUGCCUUGGAUGCCGCUGUGAAAAGCUUGCUUGAGUGGCGACGUGAGCUGGCCAUCACGAUGCAAAAUGCUUCGCUGCAACAUGUGCGUGCGAGUACGGCAAUCCGUACUUCAAUUGAAUCGGUGCAUCAACAAGACGAACAGCUGGCGGUGAGGAUGCUGGACCACCUGGAAGAGGAGCAGAAAGUAUGCGAGGAGUGGCUUCCGAGCACGCGUUCCCUUGUACAAAAUGAACGUGUCAAGUAUGUGAACUACUUCCAUGGACCAUACAAUGAUCUAAUCUUUGGAACAGGUCUUGUUGAUUAUGCUUUUUCUCAUGGCGAUCAAAAUACACCGUCGACUAUGACAGAGACCGGGCAAAUUAUGCCAUCGGUGCGUCCUCCGUUGAUUCUCAGCAAAUGUAUCGAUUUUAUUGAACAGCCACGCUGCGUGGAGAUGCCGGGCAUCUACCGCCUGAGUGCGAAGUACUCGCGCGUGCAAGCGCUCACAAGUCAGAUCGAACAGGAUGAAGCCUCGUUCCAGUUCGACAAAGUGCGGGAAGACCCUAUUUUGGUCGGAUCGAUCCUAAAGCUGUACCUGCGUCAGCUGCCCGAACCUGUGAUGCCGAUGCGCUGGGAAGAGCGUGUAAAGUACACGCACGAACGUGAAGAGCAUAUUCGCAGUGGCUUUUCCAAUUUCAAAUCGCGCAUUCGACGCAUGCCGCCUAUUCAUCAAGCCACGCUGCGUGCAUUGCUGAUACAUUUGUCGUAUGUCGCAUCGUUUUCGGAGCAAAACAAAAUGACAGUAGCCAAUUUGGCUGUUGUUUUUUCACCUGUGAUUCUCUCUGAUGUGGACCCGGACACGACGUCGUUGGCUGUGGCGGCAGAAGAAGACAAAACGUUGGAGGACAUGAUUGUAUACUGUGCUAACAUUUUCUCCAUCCCGCCCUGCGAAGAGACGUUGUUGCCGCCCGUGCCAGGCAUUCCGAAGAGCUCUAGUCUAUAUCAAUCGCUGGGCGAUCAUGAGCUUGUUGAUAUGUAA